This is a messenger RNA of Ailuropoda melanoleuca (giant panda), 2068 nucleotides long. RefSeq names its product solute carrier family 44 member 3 (gene SLC44A3). Lineage: Eukaryota; Metazoa; Chordata; Mammalia; Carnivora; Ursidae. The record is from RefSeq and is a predicted model, not a curated record. Gene Ontology annotation, biological process: transmembrane transport. Gene Ontology annotation, molecular function: transmembrane transporter activity. The transcript has 15 exons. Bases 89 to 2044 code for a protein of 651 amino acids. Gene Ontology annotation, cellular component: membrane.
CUUCCGGCCGCUGAGCCUCCAGGUCCCGCGCUCCCCGCUGCGGGCGCCGCGUCGGCUCCCAGUCCGCGGCCCGGCCCCGGAGCGCAGGAUGCAGUGUCCCGGCGUCCCGCACCUGGCUUCUGCAGAGAGAACCCCUCGGCCAAGAGAGUGGAGACCUCAGCUUUAUCGGAAGUGCACAGAUACGACAUGGCUAUUGCUGUUCUUUCUCUUUUGGACUGGUUUGAUGUUCAUCACGGGCUACUCGGUGGCAGCGGGAGCCACAGGAAGACUUCUCUUUGGUUAUGACAGCUUUGGCAACGUGUGUGGCAAGAAGAACUCCCCAGUGGAAGGGGCCCCUCUUUCAGGACAGGACAUGACCCUAAAAAAACACGUGUUCUUUAUGAAUUCCUGCAACCUGGAAGUCAAGGACGUGAGGCUCAGCUCUGCUGUCCUCUGUGUGUCCAGCUGUCCCGAAGAGCAGCUCGAUACCCUGGAGGAGGUCCAGCUCUUUGCAGACAACAACGGGUCCUUCCUGUGCGUUUAUAGUUUGAAUUCCAUCAACUACACCCGGGAUCCAAACGCAGACUCACUGUGCCCCAGGCUACCAGUUCCUCCAAGCAAGUCUUUCCCCUUGUUCAACCGCUGCGUCCCUCAAACGCCUGAGUGCUAUUCCAUGUUUGCAUCUGUUUUGAUAAAUGAUGUCGACAUCCUCCAUCGAAUUCUAAGUGGAAUAAUGUCAGGAAGAGACAAAAUCCUCGGCCUGUGUCUCUUCGCAUUAGCCUUGUCUCUGGGCAUGACGUUCACCUUCCGAUUCAUCACGACCCUCCUGGUUCACAUUUUCAUCGCAGUGAUUGUUUCUGGACUGUUGUUUGUCUGUGGUGUCUUAUGGUGGCUGUAUUACGACUAUACCCAUGACCUCAGCAUAGAAUUGGACACAGAAAGGGAAAAUAUGAAGUGUUUGCUGGGGUUUGCCAUUCUAUCUACAGUAAUCACGGCAGUUCUGCUCGGCUUGAUUUUUGUCCUCAGAAAGAGAAUAAAAUUAACAGUUGAACUUUUCCAAGUCAUAAAUAAGGCCAUCAGCAACUCUCCUUUCCUGCUGUUCCAACCACUGUGGACAUUUGCCAUCCUCAUUUUCUUCUGGGUCUUCUGGGUGGCUGUGCUGCUGAGCCUGGGAACUGCAGGAGCUGCACGCGUUAUCGAAGGUGGCCAAGUGGAAUAUCAGCCUCUCGUAGGCAUUCGGUACAUGUGGUGGUACCAUUUAAUUGGCCUCAUCUGGACCAGCGAAUUCAUCCUGGCGUGCCAGCAAAUGACGGUAGCUGGGGCACUGGUCACUCGCUACUUCAACAGGAAUAAAAAUGACCCCCCUGAUCGCCCAGUCCUUUGGUCUCUCUCCAUUCUUUUCUGCUACCAUCAAGGAACCGCCAUAAAAGGGUCCUUUCUAAUCACUGCCACGAGGAUUCCGAGAACCAUUCUCAUGUACAUUUCCAGCGGGCUGAAAGGCAAGCAUGGUGCGUGGUCCAGGUGCGUGUCCAGGUGCUGCUUCUGCUGUUUCUGGUGUCUUGACAAGUGCCUGCGCCAGUUCAACCAGAAUGCAUACGCUGCAAGUGCCAUCAACGGGACAGAUUUCUGUACAUCAGCACAAGAUGCGCUUAAACUCUUAUCCAAGAACUCAAGUCAUUUUACAUCUGUUAACUGCUUUGGAGACUUCAUGAUUUUUCUAGGAAAGGUGUUGGUGGUGUGUUUCACUGUUUUUGGAGGACUGAUGGCAUUUAACUACAACCGUGCGCUCCAGGUGUGGGCGAUCCCUCUGCUGCUGGUAGCUUUUUUUGCCUACUUAGUAGCCCAUAGUUUUUUAUCUGUGUUUGAAACUGUGCUGGAUGCACUCUUCCUGUGUUUUGCUGUUGACCUGGAAACAAAUGAUGGAUCGUCAGAAAAGCCCUACUUUAUGGACCAAGAGUUUUUGAGUUUUGUAAAAAGGAUCAACAGAGUAAACGCAGCGAGGGUACAGGGAGCUGAGCGCUCAUUAAGAAACGAGGAGGGAAUGGAACUCCAGCCCGUGGUGUGAUAGGGGCCACUGGUUAGUUGUCCC